GAUAAAAGCAACUGGCUCAUCCCAGGAUGUGUGUUGGUUGGCGGCUGGCCUUUUCGGCUACCCAAAGGUCGAGGCUCACCAGGAGAAUCCGCAGAGGAAGGUGUGGCAAAGCUCCACAGCAUCCUCCACGCUGGAACCAAUACGUUCAUCUCGCUCACCGAGGAAGCCGAGAUUCGCGGCAAGCCCUACUGUUUCAACAGCUUCCAGAAAGCCGCUGAAGUUCAGUAUCGUGAGCUGCAUGGCCCGCAACGGCAGGCAAAGCGAGCGGGCCUGGAGCUUCGCUUCCUGACUUGUCCCAUGGUUGAUGGGGGCACCUGCGAGGACCAGAAGCUAUUGCACUUGCUUCAGUGCUUGCUGGUAGAACUGAGAGCUGCCCGGGCCGUCUACAUUCAUUGCUAUGGCGGUCAUGGCCGUACUGGAAUUGUGGCUUGCUCUUUGGUAUGCUUGCUGUGGCAGAUUUCUCCCAUGGAAGCCGUAGAUAUCUUCAACAGCUUGCAUUCCUACCGGGUUGAGUGCGGUGUUGGAGGUCCAGGUCAGUUUCCUCAUAGCGACGCACAACUGCGACAGGUAAAGCGAGUGGCUUCUUGGCGUGCUCGGUUUGAAGCACAACUACCAGCUGUCCACCAGCUCCUCCCGCUGACCUCCAUGCUCGCU
Molecule: messenger RNA, 654 nt
Organism: Symbiodinium pilosum
Lineage: Eukaryota; Dinophyceae; Suessiales; Symbiodiniaceae
Source: the annotation of a GenBank genome assembly